AUGUUUAUUACCAAGGCUAUUCUGAAAUGCAAACCUCAAAGUAGAUGGUACUCGACACUGAGUGUAGUAAAACACGAACUUCGGCCUUAUCAAAGGGAUGCCAUCCAAGCAGUACAUGAAGCCAUCAAACGAGGUGUCAGAAGACCUGCAGUGGUAUUGGCCACCGGUGGAGGUAAGACUGUGGUGUUCUCACACUUGAUCCCACAGUUAAAGUCCGAAACUCCUCUGAGAAGGAAAACAUUGGUGUUGGCUCAUACACAGGAGCUUAUCUUUCAAGCUGCCAGAUUGAUCAAGGCGACAAACCCAAACUUGAUAGUGCAAGUAGAUAUGAGUUCGUGGAAACCCAAUAUGGAUGAAGCGGACGUCAUAGUUGCAUCUGUACCCACAUUGGUUAGAAUGACACGUCUUGAACGGUACGAUAAGCAUCAAUUCAAGACGAUUAUCUUGGAUGAAUGUCAUCAUGCCACUGCAUCGUCCUGGACCAAAAUCCUCAACUAUUUCGAUGCUGGUGACAGUCUGCUGCCCGUUACAGUAGUAGGGUUCACUGCUACCAUGGAGAGAGCUGACGGGAUGCCUUUGGGUAAAGUUUUCGACGAGAUUGUUUAUCAGCGAGGCUUGGUGGAAAUGGUGAAGAAUAAGGAGUUGGUUGAUGUUAAGUUUACCACCUUGGAUGUGGAUGUAGAUUUCAGUAAAGUUAAAAGUAAACGCAAUGAUUUUGAUCAAGCGAGCUUAUCAAAUGCCAUGAAUACAGAUGAGAUCAAUUCCGUGGUGGCGGGGGCAUUCUUAAGAUUGAAGCAAGAGUAUGAUUUCAAACUGACAUUGGUCUUUUGUAUAGACAUUGCACAUUGUAAAACGCUUUGCGCUGCUCUACAGUCGAGAGGAGUGAAUGCCCAAUACGUGACGGGUGAUACCGUGAAAGAUGAACGGAAUUCCAUACUUGAUGAUUUUAAAAAUGGUAGGAUAGAUGUUUUAUGCAAUGUGAUGGUUUUCACAGAGGGGACAGAUAUCCCCAACAUUGACUCGUUGAUUCUUGCAAGGCCCACAAAAUCUAGACCAUUGCUUAUUCAGAUGAUUGGUAGAGGUUUGAGAUUACAUCCAGGGAAGGAGAAUUGUCAUGUGGUCGACAUAGCAGGAACUAGGUCUACCGGAAUUCAGUCUGUACCAACCUUAUUUGGAGUGGAAGACCCAAACGGUAAUAAAACUAAAAACUACGAAUUGAACGACUCUGAUCUUACCGAUAGACAAUUACAAAAGGAGGAACAACGGAAACUUCAAGAGAAGGCAUUGGUCGCUAAGCUUGCUCUUGAAGAAUCAAGGGCAGAAGCGAUGAACAUUGCCUUCCUGACAGUUGAUGGGUUUGCUGAACUUAUAGCAAAUAAUGUCCAGGAGUACGCAUCAGGGGAACUGGUAAAUCUGAAAAUACGAGAGCUGAAUUUGGCAUGGGUCCGGUUAGAGUAUGAUGUUUGGGGAGUCUCUAUACCAAUGUCCAACCAAUUUUUCACUUUAACUCGCGUAUCAAGAGAAAACUGUCCAGCAUUAUUUGAAUUGCGUCUUGUGGAGUUUGCUAGUUAUGCUCAAAUCCAAGCUUCUGGGAAGAUGUGUCCUCGACAACGAGUACAUGGCGUGCUUCAUUCGGACCAAAAUCUUGAUUAUAUUUUAAUUAGGGCGGAAACAUUCUCUCGUCAGUAUGCUGGCAAAUAUCCCAAUACAGCUUUAAAGUUUAAUAGAGGCUCACCCAAGCCGGUAUCUGAUAAGCAGAUUAAGGCAUAUGGUACCAAACUUGUUAGUAAGGCCAAGAAGCUUUACACAUUGGAUACGGACCAAAUCAAACAGUUUAGAGCAUCAUUGACUGCGAUGAAUAGUUACAGGUUCAAUGAUUUGAUUUUGGCUCUAAAGUACUCGAUCAAUAGCUUACACGUUCGGUGGGAACUUCAAAAGCUUCUUGGGUUUACUGACAAGGAGAAACGAAUGAUUAAUAGGUAUUCGAAGAAGAAAGAGGCGGACCGAUUCUUGGUGGGUAGUCGAGAAAGUGGAUUAGUUGGUGGGAUGAAUAAAUUAAAAUUAUAG
Molecule: messenger RNA, 2067 nt
Organism: [Candida] anglica
Lineage: Eukaryota; Fungi; Ascomycota; Pichiomycetes; Serinales; Debaryomycetaceae
Source: the annotation of a GenBank genome assembly